Messenger RNA from Colossoma macropomum (tambaqui), 2437 nucleotides. RefSeq names its product guanine nucleotide binding protein (G protein), beta 5b (gene gnb5b). Lineage: Eukaryota; Metazoa; Chordata; Actinopteri; Characiformes; Serrasalmidae. Gene Ontology annotation, molecular function: signaling receptor complex adaptor activity; protein binding. The coding region runs from base 134 to 1204 and encodes 356 amino acids. The transcript has 11 exons. Gene Ontology annotation, biological process: G protein-coupled dopamine receptor signaling pathway; G protein-coupled receptor signaling pathway. Gene Ontology annotation, cellular component: cytoplasm; heterotrimeric G-protein complex. The record is from RefSeq and is a predicted model, not a curated record.
GGGCGAAGGAGCAGCAGCUCGCGCUCCAGGCACGGCGCUGAUUUUUACGGGAUAAUAACAUCCGUCCCUCUGUUUCUCCACCUGUCUGUCUGUCCGCCUCCCUCUCUGUCCGUCCGCCGCGCUCGCGCUGAAGAUGGCGUGCCAGGGUCUGGCGAAGGGUGAGACGGUGGCCACACUGCGCGCGGAGUCAGAAAACCUGAAGGCCAAACUGGAGGAGGAGCGAGCCAAGCUGCACGAUGUGGAGCUGCACCAGGUGGCGGAGAAGGUGGAGACUCUGGGUCAGUUUGUGAUAAAAACCCGCAGGACGCUGAAGGGUCACGGUAAUAAAGUGCUGUGUAUGGACUGGUGCAGAGACAAGAGGAGGAUGGUGAGCUCCUCUCAGGAUGGCAAGGUCAUUGUUUGGGAUGCCUACACAACGAAACAAGGUAAAUCUGAGCAUGCGGUCACUAUGCCGUGUACGUGGGUGAUGGCAUGCGCGUACGCACCAUCCGGCUGUGUGAUAGCCUGCGGUGGUCUGGAUAAUAAAUGCUCUGUGUAUCCGCUGUCUCUGGAUAAAAAUGAGAAUUUGGCCGCUAAGAAGAAAUCCGUAGCGAUGCACACCAACUACCUGUCAGCCUGCAGCUUCACCAACUCUGACAUGCAGCUGCUGACCUCCAGUGGUGAUGGUACGUGUGCAUUAUGGGAUGUGGAGAGUGGUCAGCUGCUGCAGAGUUUCCACGGCCACUCAGCUGAUGUGCUGUCGCUGGACUUGGCGCCCUCAGAGACGGGAAACACCUUUGUUUCUGGAGGUUGUGAUAAGAAGGCUAAUGUGUGGGACAUGCGCUCAGGCCAGAACAUCCAGUCCUUUGAGACUCAUGAAUCGGACAUCAACAGCGUAAAGUACUAUCCCAGCGGCGAUGCAUUUGCCACCGGCUCUGACGAUGCCACUUGCCGCCUGUAUGACCUGCGGGCCGACCGUGAAGUGGCCAUCUACUCAAAAGAGAGCAUCAUCUUCGGCGCCUCCAGUGUGGACUUCUCGCUCAGCGGUCGGCUGCUGUUUGCUGGAUAUAACGACUACAACAUCAACGUAUGGGAUGUUUUAAAGGGCACCAGAGUGGCCAUUCUCUUUGGGCAUGAGAACCGGGUCAGCACUGUCCGAGUGUCGCCCGAUGGGACAGCGUUCUGCUCGGGAUCGUGGGACAACACACUGCGGGUUUGGGCGUGAGGGGAGUCCCCAGCGAAGUUUCGGAGCAAACAUGAGGAAGAGUGUGUUAAACGACAUGCAGAAAAAAGUGACCACUGGACUUUUAUAUAUAUAUGGGGAGUUUUUGUUAGUUAGUCUUAAGUUUAGCUGAGUUUCUCUCAAUAUAGAAUAAAACUUUCCCUAAAGCUGACCACUAAUCACCCAAGUAUCUGUUGUCAUGAUUUUAGACCCGUCGUUGCUGUCAUACCGUACUGCACAAAAGUGAGUACAUAUUCAUUUUUAGGAGAUAUUGUGGCUCUUAACAACCACUUGAAAGACCUGGUAGACACCAAAGCUGCCCCCAUCAGAUAAACAACACUUAAAGCUUUCAUCUUUGAGAGAGAGGAGAAAAUCAAGCUGCUUCAGAUCUGAAAACAUCCACAGGGGUUUCUGUCCAUCCUUCCACUGUGAGAAGACAACCAAAGUCCAGACCUCAACAUCACUGAAUGUGUUUGAUCACUUCAGAAAAUUAUCAACGAACUUCUAAGACUGCAGAUUCUUUGAGAAACUAAAAAGUGAGUCUCCUGAAUAGAGUGAAAAGGUGGACACACUGAAUACUGAAAUUAUAUUUUGUUAUGUCAUUUUCUGUUAAAUUUGUUUCCUGCUUUUGUUCCCUGACAUUGAAAAUUAAAUAACUUGUACUUUUUAGCUUUAAAAUAAAUAAACAAAGGGUGAUCAGUACUGCAAAACCUCACAUCUCUGAAAUGAUUUCAUUAAAAUAGUUUUGGACCAUUUAUGUAAUUUCUGUUGGUCCAUUGAUCGUGAUGUGUUCACUCAAUGUAAAGGGCAGCUGUUUUCAGAUGGUGUUCGAAGUUACGAGGUUUUGAUAUGACAGCAACGAUGUGAUCUUUAGUGCACAAGUUAAACACGUUCCUAAGGCGCAUAGUUAAUCAGAAGAGAUACCUGUUAAAACCAGUGAGUCCAAGAAGCUCUAGAUGAUUCGGUGUGUCUAGCAUUAAAACAUCCUGAAUUUUCUAGUUUAUCAUUCAGUGUUACUGUAUGUGGAUCCUGCUUGCUUUAAGAUGUUACAUAGAAAAUAUAAUGUUUUUUCCUUUAGGCUGAAAGUGCAUCAGUAUAAACUCACGGAACGGUUCUAUCUCACUGCAAACCUGAUCAAUUGAUGUAUUCGGUUAUAAACUACUGUUUGAUGUCUCCGGUUGUUAAAUGCCCACUUCUGUACUGUAUUCGAGGUCAUUAAAUAUAAUUUCAUGUGUA